CAGAAUCCCUUGUCCUCGGUCCUGCGUUCAGCCAAUCAGAUGUCCGCCCUGUGUCACACGCAAGCUGCUCCUGUCUCAGGUGAUCCGUAUUACAGAGUAAUAAUGAACAGGAAGAAGCUGGUGAGCGAAGCGGUCCUGAAAAAUGCCCUUGACAUAAUCUAUCUGAUGACUGGAGAUGAAUACGUUAUCGUGAAGAAGAAAUCUCUCCACAGCAACAUUCACCUUCUGGCUGGAGAGGUGCCUGUAAUAUGUGACGAUAUUGCAGUAUUCUUCUCUGUGGAAGAAUGGGAAUAUAUAGAAGGACACAUGGACAAUUAUAAGGAUGUGGUGACAAAGAGGCCAAAAACCCUUAGUCCUUUCGGCCAUUCAUUAAACAGAAACUCAGGUAAAGUACUAGCAGUGAUGCAGGAAGGAGAUUGGAUGAACAAAAAGGCUACCGAUCAAAUACACAGGAAGACAGAGAUGUUUAAAAUGCAGUCUUUUUCAAAAGGUGCAUACAGGGGCAAGAAAGGGGAAAAUGAAUCAUCCAUAAAGGAGUCUUCAUUUAGUGAAAUAAUUGAAAAUGAUAGCAGUGUAACUGAUUUGUUUAAAAAAGAACCUCGCGCACCAACUCGUCCAUCAGUGGAAGAUGAUACAAAUACGUUUCAAGGAGAACCUGAGACUGAAACAUGUUCAUUGGGUCCAGCAGUAGAAGGUGAAAACACUAGGAUUUGCCAAUUUAAAUGUGAACCUUCCUCUCCAGUCUGUUCAUCAGAUCCCCUGGUAGAAGACGGUUCAUACAGAUUUCAUGACCAAUAUGACAAAGAGGUUUCCAAAUCGGAGGAAUGUGAAUUUAACACAUUUAAAGGAAAUCAUCAAACACCGAAACACUCAUUAGAUUACUUGGUGGAAAAUAGUACAGAUAAGUUUCAUGAGUUUCAAGAAAAGCCUACCGUAGACACCUGCACACCUGUUCGCAUGUUGGAAGGUGAGCGUAGAGAGCAUGGCAAAUUCACAACAAAACAUUAUGCAGUGGCUUCUACAUUGGAUCAGGCUGCAGGCGGUGAUACUGUUAGACUUUUAGAACCUUGCUCAUCAGCUUCUCCAUCAGAUCAGAGACUGCAUGGUGAUAGUGGUGCACCUUGCAAUUCCAAAUUGGUCCCUUACACGUCGGCUUUUUCAUUGGCUCACCCUGUACAACGGACUAUUGGUUCAAGGUGCAAGUUGAAAGCAAAACCAUACGCGUCAACUUUUUCAUCAAAUAGGACAGUGCAUGGUGAUACUGCUGCACUCUGCAAACCCAAAUUAGUUUCUUACGCAUCAGCUUCUUCCUCAGAUUGGAAAAUGCAGCGUGAAACUCGAACACGUUCCAAGUUCAAAGUGGAACCUUACACAUUGACUUGUUCAUCACUGCGGACAGUACAAAAUGGUAACAGUGUACCAUUUGGAUUUAAAGAGCCAUCGUACACGGACUUAUGGCCCCAGCCAGUGGAAAAUGACAACUUUAUGUUUACUCAAUAUCACAAAGAAAACUCAAGUGUGUGCCCACCUAAUGAAUCAGUGUCAUACACAGUAGGAAGUCAGUUAUUAUCUUUGAGGUCAAAUCAGUCUGAACCUGAAAGCCUAAUAGAAAAUACCGAAUUUGCUCAUGACCACUGUUAUGCCAACUAUGAUACAAAAGAAAUAAAUGAGGAGGACAUGAUAAGCUCCGAUAGAGUGUUCAACCAAAUGAUGGUUUAUCCAGAUCAGCCAGCAACAGUUCAAAGAAGGACUCCGCAUGCUUGCUCUCUGUGCGGAAAACGGUUUACUUACAAAUCCAUACUUCUAAGGCAUCAGAGAACUCACACUGGGGAGAAAUCAUUUAUGUGCAAUGAAUGUGGCAAACUAUUUGCCUGCAAAUUUAACCUUGUUGUCCAUCAGAGGAAACACACAGGGGAGAAACCAUACCAGUGCAAGGUCUGUGGCCGAAACUUUGCCCAUAAAUCUGCUUUUAAUCAACAUAUGAAACGUCAUGUGAAAGAAAGCUCUAAAUUUCAUGGGAUGUGGAAUAUUUCCUAACUUAUAAUCACCUGGAAACCCAAACAGUAUAAAAGCAGAUUCAUUGUUCAGGUUCCAAUUUUGGGAUAUAAUUAAAAGUGCUGUUAUUAACACAAAGUGUUUGGUUGUAUGAAAUCCAGCAAAAUCACACAAAUUAUAUAUCAAGGCAGGGUUUGACAAACUCCAGGUGUUGGGUCAAUGCAUCCUACCGCUUAAGAUUUCAUCUGCCCCAACUGUCUGGAUUGUACAAUGUCACCCACCUCCAUUAUUUUAACCCAAAACAGCUGUUUGUGAAUGCUUGUGGGGAUACUUGAUGGAAAUCAAAAAACAACAUGUAGACAUGAAGUCCGUGAUGCCACGCAAUGAAACACAAUAAUUGCUGCAUGUCUGAGCCUUGCGUGCUUGUUUUAUAGCAGGUUAUACAGUAUUCACUGAAUGCAAUAUUUAAUAAAUU
Messenger RNA from Pelobates fuscus (common spadefoot toad), 2470 nucleotides. RefSeq lists its product as uncharacterized. Bases 40 to 2037 code for a protein of 665 amino acids. Gene Ontology annotation, molecular function: RNA polymerase II cis-regulatory region sequence-specific DNA binding; DNA-binding transcription factor activity, RNA polymerase II-specific. Gene Ontology annotation, biological process: regulation of transcription by RNA polymerase II. Gene Ontology annotation, cellular component: PcG protein complex; transcription regulator complex; chromatin. The transcript has 6 exons. The record is from RefSeq and is a predicted model, not a curated record. NCBI's taxonomy places the organism in Eukaryota, Metazoa, Chordata, Amphibia, Anura, Pelobatidae.